Molecule: messenger RNA, 285 nt
Organism: Rangifer tarandus platyrhynchus (Svalbard reindeer)
Lineage: Eukaryota; Metazoa; Chordata; Mammalia; Artiodactyla; Cervidae
Source: the annotation of a GenBank genome assembly
AUGAAGCCGGCCGGGCGCGGCGCGGGAGCGCGAGUGGCCCGAGCGAGCGCGGCUGGGAGCCGAGCGCCCGCCAGCCCCCUUCCCGGCUCCCCCGCCCCGCCUCCGCCUGACGCCCCGGGGCCUGGCCGGCAGCCGCGCAGCAGCGCGCCCCUCCCUCGGCGGCGUUCCACGCCCCCUUCCGGCCGGGGGUGCGCGGGGCGGGCGCGCCGAGCCCCGAGCGGGGAGGCCCGCCCCGAACCCCCGCGCUCCGCCCGCCGCCGCCGCGGCUCUGUCGCCUGUUUGUAG